CAGAGGAGCAGACUGAAGUCAUCUGGAGCUGGAUAAGAACCUCGAUUGGACCAAACUGAGGAGAAUAUCUAAACAUGGAAAAUGGACAAACAGAAACGGAAGAAAGGACAGAGGACGUUUCAGAAGAUAAAGAAGAAAAUGUGGAGGAGGCUAACUUGGAGAUCGUACAGCUGCAGGGCUUGGUGGCUGAGCUGCGCGAGGGACUCCAAACCGCCCUGACUGAGCUGUGUGAGCUGCGUCAGAGGGACCAAGGUUUGGAGGAGAAGCUCCAGGCCCACGAGACUGAUGUGGAUGAUAAGAUAAUGAGCCUAAAGAACUCCCUCAACACUUUCAAGGAGGAGCUGAAUGUGGCGUUGUUCCACAUAAAAGAUGUGUCCAGCAGACAGAGAGAGGUGCAGAAGAAGAUAGAAAUAAUGCUUCAGUCAGAAAACAACAAAGAGUUAAUCUCUGUCCCACACAGUAGAAAGAGCUCCAAAGCAGAUGUGCUUUCAGCACCAGGGGAUGAACACAUCUGUACGCCCAGCCAGUCAGACCUCAGCGUUAUUCAGAACUUCUUCUCCAGUCUGCCACAAAGUGCAUCACCACAGAGGAGCACCACGUCCACACAGACCUCUACCUCUGAUCAGGAGGCUCAGCAGCAGAGAGGUUUUCUGUCAAAAACUCCAGCAUGGGGAGAGAUGAAGACCAGCAGAGAUGACACAGAGACAUCCAACAACCCGACUGAAAACAAUAAACGGCAGAGGGUGGCUUUGGAGCUGCUGGAGUCAGAGAGGGUUUAUGUGUCUCACCUGUCUCUGCUACUGAAGGCCAACAUAUCCUUUAAUGGGACAGAAGCUCUCACAUCUAAAGACAAACGUCCGUUUCCCAGCUCUUUGAGGUUUCUGAUCCAGCAGCAUCUGGAGCUCCUCCACACUCUGCAGGAACGUGUGCUCAAGUGCCAGUGGCAAGGCAUCAUGGGGGAUGUGUUUAUGAGGCUCACCAGCAAAGAGAAUGAUUUCUUGGACUUGUAUGUUUCCUACCUGAAGGAGCUCCCAGAUUGUCUGUCAGUUGUCACCAUGUUGUCCUCCAGCUCCAUGAAAUCAUCUGCCUUUAUGGAGAGUGACCUAACAGGUGAUGAAUCGAAACCCUCCCUCUACACUCUACUGCUUCAGCCAGUUCAGAGGAUUCCUGAGUACCUUCUGCUGCUGCAGGGCUUGCUGAGGCAGACAGACGCAGAGCACCCAGACUAUUACCUGCUGCUGGUGUGCAUCCAGCACUUCAGGUCCUUCACAGCUCAGUACCACCACCUCCUGCAGCACAACCAGGAGCUUCUGUUGCACAACCGAAAGGAGAUGAAGAGGUCUACCAUGAAACAGCUGUUAAAAACAGUAGAAAGUGGAAUUCAAGUUAACAACAUUGGCUCACCAUACCCUUGCAGCAGUACAGUGCUAGAACAUGCAAAUCAGGUGAAACAGAGCAAACAGCGUCUCCUAGAGCAGAUCCAGUCUCAUCAUUUCCAAGUUUGGGAUCGGGACCAGGAUUCAGAAUCACAUGGUUCACAUGAUUGGCCGUCUCAGCUUCAGUUCUUCAGCUCCAAUAUGGACUCAAGGAACCACAAACCAACAGGUCUUGUCAGUAUCCCAGAGAGUGAGGGAUCUGAGAGGUCUCUGUCCUGCCAGCAUCAUCUUCCCUCCAGAUCCACUGACUUCCGUCAGGUUCAACCAGGCUCAGCUCUGGCAGAUGCCCUUGGAGAAUUCCUUCUUCCUCCAGACCCCCCAGGAAUGGAGAGCCUCUACGAAGAGGAGGGGGGCUCCCUCCGCGAUGUCUCCAUGUUCGACCGCUGCUCAUCUGCCUCCUCAGAUUCUUCCAUUGACAUCGCCUUUGUGAAGUGCCCCAAAGCCCCCCCUGCAUCACAUCACGCAAUGGCCACAAAUGUGUUGACAACCCGUGAUGCCUUCAGCAAUGGUGGAAGUCAGGGGAACAGUUACAACAAACUGUCAAACCGAGGGUGUGCGUCUCCGGAUGAAGCUGUAAUGAUGCGGCACAAUCAGCACCGCCCCCUUCAGGCCAGCCAGCGGAAGAGUAAGUCACUGAAUGGUCUGCAGAUGGACACCACAGUGAGCUUGGAUAGCGGCCAGCUAUCAGACCAUCUCCAUAGGGUGGGACUUGGGAGCCAUGCCAAGCUGGAGCGCCAGGGCAGUAAGGGCAGCAGAGGGUGUCCCACCCCAUCCCGUAAGGUUCAGAGCCCCCUGGGGAACAGAGCUGAUACAGAUAAACAGCAUGAGGAUCUUCAAGGAAUGCUCAGCAUCGACUCUGGAUUCCAGUCAUGGGGGGAGGAUUCUAAGUGGAGAAGCGGGGUAGAGGAGAAUAAUCACACCCCCUUCAGCGAGAGGAGUCGGAAGCAGGACAAAGGAGGGUUCAGGAGCUCGUUUAAGAAACUCUUCAAAAAGAAGAGCAGCGAUGAGAAGAAAGACAAGGGAGGUGAGAAAACACCAGAAAACCAAAACAGUGGUGAACACGAGACACCAGGGAAAACUCCUAAACUGGCACAUCUGGAUAUAAAUCGUGGCACAGCUGUAUGAGCUCUACUGUAUUAUAGCACACACAAACACUGUAAAAAAAACUGAUGAAAUAUUAAGGGUGAUAUAUUUAAUAUCAGUGCAAAAUAAGGCUCAUUUUUAAACAUUUAUGACUGAUACAUAAACGCUGUACAGAUAUAAUCCACUCAGCCAAGCUACCUUUCCUCUUAUCAUCUCUGUGUGGCAUGUUCUUGUGGAGAGAAAAGUUCAUUUUGAGGGACAGCAGGUGAUUUAACGUGGCUUUGAAAGCAAGUUUUGAUGAAAAGCAAAGAAAGAGUUUUUGCUCAGUAAAAAAGGAAACAUGAGGUUAAAGGCAUCAGUGUGUAUUUGUAAAUUUGCUUAAAAUGUUUUCCUCUUAGUUUGUAUCACAUUUUUCAUGCUAAGAACAUAUUAAACUUUAUGAUGACAGACUUUUCCACUAGAGGGUAUAAUCUGACGCUAUCAAACCUUAUUUUUUUAAAUGUGUCUCCUCUGCUUCUAGAUUUUUCCCUUAGAAAUCCUUUACCUCAUUUCUUUGAAACCUGUAGAAAUGCAAAAAAACAUCAUAUAGAUCGUCUUCACUAUUUCAUAGGGCUUUGAUUUUAAAUAUUAUGGACUUAACUGUAGGCCAACUUUGUCUCUGUUAAGCUGAUGUUUAAUGCCCUAAACAAAAACUAUUUUGUGUAUUAUUUACUCAGGAGAACAUUUAUUACAUUUAUGUUGUGUAUGUUUUAUGUGCUCAGCAUUUUGCUGUUAGGAAAGACAGAAC
Molecule: messenger RNA, 3306 nt
Organism: Cheilinus undulatus (humphead wrasse)
Lineage: Eukaryota; Metazoa; Chordata; Actinopteri; Labriformes; Labridae
Gene: arhgef33
Product: Rho guanine nucleotide exchange factor (GEF) 33
Exons: 17
Coding region: 75-2561 (828 amino acids)
Molecular function (GO): guanyl-nucleotide exchange factor activity
Source: RefSeq, a predicted model, not a curated record